Messenger RNA from Penicillium nucicola, 1374 nucleotides. Its product is annotated as SHNi-TPR domain-containing protein. Gene Ontology annotation, biological process: CENP-A containing chromatin assembly; DNA replication-dependent chromatin assembly. NCBI's taxonomy places the organism in Eukaryota, Fungi, Ascomycota, Eurotiomycetes, Eurotiales, Aspergillaceae. Bases 1 to 1374 code for a protein of 457 amino acids. Gene Ontology annotation, cellular component: nucleoplasm. The record is from RefSeq and is a predicted model, not a curated record. The transcript is spliced from 2 exons. Gene Ontology annotation, molecular function: histone binding.
AUGACGGAUACCCACCAACCUACCAUGCAAGACCAGCCCGAACUCUCUGCGCAAGAGCAGCAAGCUCACCUCAAAGACUUGGUCGCACGAGCCUCCGCAAAAGAUGCGACUAGAGACCACAAUGCAGCCUCCGAGCUGUAUUCCCAGGCCACCGAGCUGCAGGCCGAACUUAACGGCGAACUUUCUCCAGAAAAUGCCGACUUGCUCUAUGCCUAUGGAAAAUCACUUUACAACGUGGCAGUGAGCAAAAGUGAUGUGUUAGGGUCCAAGGUAGCUGGUGAACAACCCCAACCCAGCAACCCAGCUCCGAAGAAAGCUUCCUCUUCUGCUGGGUCUAACCCCAUUAGUGAACAUCUCGUCAAAGAUACGAUUGCCUCAUCGAAAGCCCCAGGCUCGCCAUCGAGCAAAGUCGCAAACAACGAGUCUGAAUCUGCAGGAUCUAAACCCCUAUUCCAGUUUACAGGAGACGAAAACUUUGUCAACUCCGACUCGGAGGAUGAGGAAGAUGGCGAUCAAGCUGACGAAGAGGACGAUGAUGAUGAUGACGACUUUGCCAACGCUUUUGAAGUUCUCGAUCUAGCACGUGUUCUUUAUCUCCAAAAGCUGAGUGCUAUCGAGAGAAGCGAUGAGAGCAAGGGCAAAUCUACCGCUAUAUCCACAGACGCCAAGAACAUUAAGGAACGACUUGCCGACACGCACGAUCUUCAGGCUGAAAUCUCGCUGGAAGCCGAGAGAUUCAGCGAUGCAGUUACCGAUCUGAGAACUGUCCUUGAAUUGAGGAAUUCGCUAUAUCCUCUUGAAGAUCCUUUAGUUGCCGAGUGCCAUUAUAAACUGUCUCUCGCCCUGGAGUUUGCAUCUGUUCAGCAAGGAGAUGAAGAAAGCGGCGAGAACGAGAAGAACAAAGUUGAUGAAGAGAUGAGAAAUGAGGCUGCUACGCAAAUGGAGCUUGCGAUCGAAAGUUGCAAGGUCAGAAUGGCCCAGGAGGAAAAGAGACUUGAAACCGAUAUGAAUAUGGAUGAAGACAAAGCGACUGCGAUAAAGAGGAAGAUCGCCAAUGUCCAAGAGAUCAUUGCUGAAAUGGAGCAACGGCUUAUUGAUCUGCGUCGGCCACCUGUGUCUGUUCAAGAAAACGACCAAUCUAACGAGGCUAUGCUGAAAGGUAUUUUGGGUCAGAUUGUCGGCCAAUCAGCAACCGAUCAGAAGGCGCAACUUGAGGCAGCAAGCCAGGGAGCAACAGACUUGUCUGCCUUGGUCAAGCGGAAGCCUGCUAAGCAGCCAACUCAAGAGCCCGGCUGUACCUCGAAGCGGUCUGCUGAAGAACCUGCUGUUGAUAAUGGCUCCAAACGGACCCGCGUCGAUGAUACCUCUUCUUGA